GGCUGCGCAAAUCUAAGCCGUUUUGGGGUACUGAUCCCAAGUACCCUAAUGCGGCAUAGCUCUGAAAUGGGAGCUUCUGACUUCCCACCUGCGGAUUGGCAAUUCCUUCCGUAAACUUGCUCUAAAUAUUUCAUUGUAUUGGUGCGCAAUGGCCCGCCAUCAACGCUUACUACCGUUUGACGGACCUCUUCAAGCAUAUGCCGACUACCUCGAAUGCAUACUGUUAUCUGUCUAUGGAUCAGUUGAUCAAGUACGACAAAGGGUUCUGUCGCGAGUGGAUGUCGUUGCGACGUCUGCUCCUGAGAUUUUAGCGCCAACAUGGGCGAGGGACAACGCUAUAGGCAAAUCGCUAACGGCCCCGAGAACUGCACGCAGGACUUCAAGACCGAUCACGAAUGAUUUAGAAAUCAGCGGCAUUCCUCCGAGUACUCAGAGACAUGAUCCUGUGACGGAGGAUUGUCCCCAGACGAGUAGCGCGAUUCAGAUUUCCCAACCCACGGGUUCAGCAACACCGAGCGGCGAUGUUACCAACAGCAGCAUAACCCAGCCCCCUACCCCGGCUCAAACUAUCCAGGUCGCGACCUUAAUACAAGGUAUAGGAUAUCUAAAGCCGAAGAUAGCUGGAUGGCAGAAGACAUUCGAGGAUUUCCUGGCUAGAGUUCCGGAGAAUGAGCAGGAGUGGCUACAAUUAGAAGCCAGUUCAGGUUUGAACUGCUCAGGGCACAUUAUCGAUAUCUUCCACCGAGUUGCGCAAGCUCAAAACCAGAUCCAAGUCACCAGUCAGAAAGCGAUACCUAGCAAGGACCUGCCUGGUACCGAGUUCCUACUCAAGUUCAGCUCGUAUGUAGGGAACUUGAAAGCCAAGGCGGUCUCCAAGAGGCAGCAGGCUCGCUUCAGCGAAUACCUGCUGCACGGUCACUGCAUCGUGGCUCGAAAAAGUGGAAUGACCGUCGAUGAGGUCAACGAGAUGACGUCAAAGGCUCUGGGGUCUGGGGACAAGCCAGAUGAGAACGCGAGGAGAUGGCAAUCAUACCGUACCGCCGCAAAAUGGUUUGACUGGCUGAUUGAGAAGUUGGAAGGUGUAUUGAAGCACCGUGCAGGCAAGCUCUUUCUUUUAUGUACGUAAGCCAGCACCACCCGUCACAAAGCAGCACUUUCUAACCCUCCAGGUGACGUGGAUAUCAGUAUGUUUCGAGAAUUCGUCUCGACUACGGCACGGCGGGCCUAUGUGCUCGAAAAGCUUCAGGAACGAACAAAAGGUUUAGGGAAGAACUUGCAAGACGUUGGAGUUUCGCUCCGCCCGGCAUUUCUCAUUGCAAAUACGGGUCCUUGGGAGUAAGUCGUAAUACCCUAAUCGCCAUACGAUUGAACUGUACUGACUUA
This is a messenger RNA of Truncatella angustata, 1383 nucleotides long. RefSeq lists its product as uncharacterized. Lineage: Eukaryota; Fungi; Ascomycota; Sordariomycetes; Amphisphaeriales; Sporocadaceae. The transcript has a single exon. The record is from RefSeq and is a predicted model, not a curated record. Bases 149 to 1126 code for a protein of 325 amino acids.